Messenger RNA from Cercospora beticola, 1557 nucleotides. RefSeq lists its product as uncharacterized. The record is from RefSeq and is a predicted model, not a curated record. NCBI's taxonomy places the organism in Eukaryota, Fungi, Ascomycota, Dothideomycetes, Mycosphaerellales, Mycosphaerellaceae.
AAGACGUGCAGUUCGUCCUGUCUAGACCUGCCCGUGCUAACUCUUACUUCCAUCUCCAAUUCUCAUCACAGUGACAAUUGCUGUCUUAAGUGUCACUGAUCUAACAACAUAUCCUGCAGCAGAUUGACACUCGUUCACAAGCAGGCAUCACAUAUCUAUCUUUUCAACUGAGUGGAUCUACUGCAGAAAUAGCCCCCGUCGCCGAGCGUCACAACAAGCCACAACAACGUCGCCGAUUCCGCAACGAUGCUCUUCUCGGCCGCCACAACAGCCAUUGCGCUUCUAGCGUCAACAGUUGCAGCGGUUCCAGCCUCGCUCACAAUUAUGGCUGAUAAUCCCAACCUGGAGAUCAGCCAACUGGUAGUCAGCAGCUCUGCCACAGGGAAUACAUUAUUGCAAUUCAACGUAAAGAACCCAGAGCCGCUGGCGGCAAAGGGCACUGCAGUGUGCAGAGGAGAAUGGGACUCGGUCAAGAAGGACUGGCCAAUCAGUGGGAAGGCCCUUCGAUGUGACAAGUCACAAUCUGUCACCUGGUACAUUGACAGCUGGACGGACGCUACGAACUUCGUUAUCGCCAUUCAGGAUCGAUUUAAGGACCACAGUAUCGGUGAGCCUCCUUACGAUCGAAUGACAACCUUCAGCAAGGCCACCAUUAAUGCAUCUGUGGUGUCCUACGACAAUCAAGAUGAGAAGCCAGACGCAUCUCAGGGCACAACCUCGGGCACGAACGCGGCAGGCACGAAAGCAGGCACAGGGACAGGAACAGGCACAGGCACAAACGCAGGCGCUGGCGCCACCGCAAACGCACCCGUGGACACGCAAGCCAAAGGAAGCUCCGAUUCAGUGUCCGGAACCCAGAUGCCAGACACCAUAAUAUACGCAGCCGUGUACGCCGUCUCUGCUUGAUCACUUAAUGGACGAGAUGAUUGACCACCAUCCCAAUCAACAAUCCGGAGCCCCAAUUGAAUCUGCCCAGAAUUCCAUAUUCGGACAUAUGGUUUCCCUUUCAAGCUUCCAUGACAGGGAUGACCAAGCCCAGAACUGGCGAUUGCGAGGCUCCCUUGUAUUUGUAUGUUCAGGACGGAUCUGCGAACGGUUUGCGAACGACAUGGACUCUGGCACAAUUGAGCAGAUGAUGCAAGAUUGGAUUACGAGCGCGGAUCGAUAUUUUGAAUUGAUGCGAACACGACAGAAGAAUCAUGUUUGACGGGCUACCCGUGUUUUCGAAGAAGCCUAUGAUAUAGCGAUGUAUUGACUAACACUUAAAUCCUAGGCGAGUUAAACUAGACUUCGUUGCAUCUCCUCGCCUGUGACCCACGCCUGUGCCGUGCCACUCUUGUGCGGCAAGUCCGUUCUUUCGCUUGUUCGUGAACACCUUCUUUCCCAGAGAAGCACGUCGAUGCGUGGCGUGGUAGUCGCAAGACAAAUCUCUCUCCUGCCUAGCAGUGGCGAAGCCCGAGCCCUGCCAAGCCAGGUCACAUGUCCACGUUCCGGCGUCGUGACUCACACUUCACUCCAAGAAAUCCCAACAACGAAAGUUCCUUUCCCAGCGACUUU